Messenger RNA from Xyrauchen texanus (razorback sucker), 2708 nucleotides. Its product is annotated as homeobox protein Hox-B4a-like. NCBI's taxonomy places the organism in Eukaryota, Metazoa, Chordata, Actinopteri, Cypriniformes, Catostomidae. Gene Ontology annotation, cellular component: nucleus. Gene Ontology annotation, biological process: regulation of transcription by RNA polymerase II; embryonic skeletal system morphogenesis; anterior/posterior pattern specification. Gene Ontology annotation, molecular function: DNA-binding transcription factor activity, RNA polymerase II-specific; RNA polymerase II cis-regulatory region sequence-specific DNA binding. Bases 714 to 1454 code for a protein of 246 amino acids. The record is from RefSeq and is a predicted model, not a curated record. The transcript is spliced from 2 exons.
UGGUAUGCAGAAUAAACGCGUUGUUUGGAGAGGGUUGACUGCAGACUGCGUUUAAAUGCAGAAGGUCUCCAUUGUGAUUUAGGAGGCUUUCUAUCCUGAAUUAGUUGAUGAAUUUUCUAUCGAUCCUAAACAAGCCCAGAUUCAUCUCUGACACGCUGCCCACGCCACGACCAUUCUCUCACCAUUAUUAGCGAGUGCAUUUAAGAGCUUGGCCGAGACGAGCUUCUUGCAUUACUUUCACUGGUACCACUUUUCAUAAGCACUGGGCAAAAUGUAGAUGUAUGUCAGUUCACCAAAUCUGGAACAGUUUCUGUAGAGGUGAAGCCAUGUACUCGAUAGGCUAGGGGGACUAGGGCGUGACUUUCCGUGUGGUUGCUUACAUUUGGUAGAUUCCAGCAUGCCUUUUCUGCGUGUCUGCUUUCGUAUGUUAUUGUUUUGAUUCUCUCGCCGUCUUAUCAAGCGCAUACCAAUGUAUGAGAAAAGUGUGGAAAAUUGGACUAUUCCCAAUCAGGACUUGAUGAGCGCGGUCAAAACUGCCUAAUCCCAUUUCCUUAUCCGGGAAUCACGAAGAUCCACGCCAUUGGCUGACGAUGUCACAUGGACUCUUAACUUUGUUCACUUGACAGAAAGUAGGAGGGUUUUACGAAACAGGAAAACGAGUAAAGGGAUACAUAGAAAUUUUAGUAUAUUUUGUGUGCAAUUCAAAGAAAUUAAUGGCCAUGAGUUCCUAUUUGAUCAACUCCAACUAUGUGGACCCCAAGUUUCCUCCCUGCGAGGAAUACUCCCAGAACGACUAUCUACCCAAUCACUCUCCGGACUACUACAGCGCCCAAAGGCAAGACCCAUCGUUCCAGCAUGAGCCGAUCUACCACCAGCGGUCGGGCUGCGCCGACCCACCCUACUCAUCGUGCCAGGGUCCGGGGCAGCCCGCCGCGGUGAUCUCUCCGCGAGGACACGUUGUGCCCACAGCCGCACUCUCGACCCCUCUCCCUGAACCAAGCCAUCACUGCGAUUCCGAAACUCCUAGUCCUCCGCUUGCCUGCGGUCAGACUCCCACUAGCCAAAACACUUCAACGGCCACCUCAAGAAAAGAUCCCGUGGUGUACCCCUGGAUGAAAAAAGUCCACGUUAACAUCGUGAACCCCAACUAUUCAGGUGGUGAACCCAAACGCUCACGCACAGCCUACACGCGACAGCAAGUCCUGGAGCUAGAGAAAGAGUUCCAUUACAACCGCUAUCUGACCCGAAGACGGAGGGUGGAGAUUGCCCAUACACUAUGCCUAUCUGAACGACAGAUAAAAAUUUGGUUUCAGAACCGGCGCAUGAAGUGGAAGAAGGACCAUAAGCUUCCCAACACAAAAAUACGCAGCAAUUCUGCCAACACUAAUUCAAGCAGCGGUCUAAUUUUAGGCAGCAAUCAGAACCGUUCAAACGGACCUCCGCCAAGUCUUUAGCCUUCCUCUGUGGCCCAAACCAUGUACAUUAAAAAACAAAAAACUCUGAUUUGUAGAGCGUGGAUUUUACCUGCGUCAUGUCUCCCUACUAUCCCAUGCAAUCUCUUUAAUUACAGGGAUAUAACACGAAGAAGGUGUGGAGAAAAGGUUAAAAAUGUCAAUCUUUUCAGUACUAAACUGGGUGAACACUCGAACUCAAAUACUACUAUUGAUGAGUUGCCUUCCCAGUCUGAUUCCCAUUUUAUCCCGAACCACCCAUUCUCACUCGUCCCUUAAAUCAGAAGGCGGCAGAUAGUUUUCAGAUUUGCAGAAGAUGGAUCCGUGUUUCAUCUUUAAUCACGCCAAACUCGGCCUCAUUUGUCAUGUUUACUCUCUGGUACAAAGGAUGAACCGUAGGCCUGUCCAUUACCUCGACGUCUAGCGUUGAGCUUAAUAAAUGAGUCGCUCUGUUUUGUCAAGAAGCUCUGUUUUCUAACUCCCUUUUAUUCUCCAGGGUUAAUAAAAACCAGCCGAAUGUUUUUCAUCUGAUAUGAAGUUUUGUAUUUUGUAGCCAUUACGUUAUCUUGCAUUUACUAUUUGCAUUUUGAAUGCAGUGUCAGUGGGACUGGGAGUUAUUGUGUGUGUGGUCCAUUUCAGGUUGAGAACAGCAAAUCACAAAUGAGUCUUUAUUCAGAUUAAAUAUAAAAGUUGAAUGAGACUGGGCGGCUAGAUAUGCAUAACCAAAACCGGUACAACGCAAAGCAUUUUAAUAGGAGCACUGCUAAGUACUAUUUGAAUUACCUCAGUUUUAUUUUGUCUAGUUUUAUGAAGUGAUACGUUUAAACUCAUUUGACCUAUUAUAGAAAAUAUCUGCAAUAAGUACUCUCAGCAUUUGUUUGUAAUUUGAAAUGUAAUUUAAGUUAAGUGUGGCCAGGGUUGUAUAGAGAAAAGAUGCGUAUAUUGCAUGAGUGAAUACACUAUAUUUUUGUUGAUACUUUAUAAUAUUACUACCACCCUACUUUUGUUUUAUGGUACAUAGACACGCGCAAUUACCACAUCUUUCUUUCAUAUGUAAUUUUACAUUUUUUAUUAUUUUUAUAUAUAUUUUUUGUACAUUCCAAAGAUCAGUCUUCGAACUGAUGAGUUGUAAAUUUACCCUCUUACAUGUUUGUACGUUGUUUCCUUUCUGCUUAUACCUUUCACUGUUUCCCUUUGUUACAUGUAAAUAGUUCUAGAAAUGUAAUAAACUUGCGGAAAAGUAUAAUUUUUCUUCAU